AGGGUUACCGCGCCCAUUUCUGCUGUUUGAUGGCUGGAGGAAGAAGCCACUGAAAGCCUGGCGUGAAGGAAGAAAAAAAGAGGGACGACUACUGUAGGAACGCCAAGAAGGGUUUUCUUUCUUGCUUAAAGUUGGAAUUUGUCUUUAAAGAAGAAGAACCCACAAACAGGACUGUGUCGUGCAUAUUUGUGUCAAGAAAACACCGCCCUCGUCUCUGCGCCUCUGUGCCGGUGUGUCUCCAUCCUCGGCGGCUGAAAACUGGGUUCGGGGAGUGCCGCUCCUCGGUAGCUACACUAGCUAAAUCAGAGCGCCUGGGUGGAGUGAGAGGAGAGACGAGAUUUUUUUGCUCUUUCCAGUCAAUGUGAAUUAAAAACGACGGACUCCCUCGACUGAAAGCGGAUCAGCAAGAGUCUAGGCGGCGGAGCGAAGCACACCAAUAGCAGAGGAAAAUGAGUGAACUGGAUCAGCUACGCCAGGAGGCUGAGCAGCUCAAAAACCAGAUCAGAGAUGCCAGGAAAGCGUGUGCGGAUGCUACCCUGUCUCAGAUCACAGCUAACAUUGACCCCGUUGGGCGAAUUCAGAUGCGCACUAGACGGACACUGAGGGGUCAUCUGGCUAAAAUUUAUGCCAUGCACUGGGGCACUGACUCAAGGCUUUUGGUCAGCGCCUCCCAGGAUGGUAAACUCAUUAUUUGGGACAGCUACACCACAAACAAGGUCCAUGCCAUCCCACUGCGCUCCUCUUGGGUGAUGACGUGCGCCUACGCCCCUUCUGGGAACUAUGUGGCCUGCGGAGGCCUGGACAACAUCUGCUCCAUCUACAACCUGAAGACCCGUGAGGGAAAUGUCCGUGUCAGCCGUGAGCUGGCUGGGCACACAGGUUACCUGUCCUGCUGUCGCUUCCUGGAUGACAACCAGAUUGUUACUAGCUCUGGAGACACCACCUGUGCUCUGUGGGACAUUGAGACCGGUCAGCAGACAACUACAUUUGCCGGUCACACCGGUGAUGUCAUGAGCCUCUCGCUGGCACCUGACACCAGGCUGUUUGUGUCCGGAGCUUGUGAUGCUUCAGCCAAGCUCUGGGACAUCAGAGAAGGCAUGUGCCGACAGACCUUCACUGGCCACGAGUCAGACAUCAAUGCCAUCUGCUUCUUCCCCAACGGCAACGCCUUUGCCACAGGCUCAGACGAUGCUACCUGCCGGCUCUUUGACCUGCGUGCUGACCAAGAGCUGAUGGUUUACUCACAUGACAACAUCAUCUGUGGCAUCACCUCUGUGGCGUUCUCCAAGAGUGGCCGUCUGCUGCUGGCUGGCUACGAUGAUUUCAACUGCAACGUCUGGGACACUUUGAAGGCUGACCGUGCAGGUGUCCUGGCUGGUCAUGAUAACCGGGUGAGCUGCUUGGGUGUGACUGAUGACGGCAUGGCAGUGGCAACAGGGUCCUGGGACAGUUUCCUCAAAAUCUGGAACUAGAGUCUGAAGAUGGCAUCCGGACUCCAAAGUUGAUCAGAACACCAUUCCAAAAUCACCAUGUUCAAUUUUAUUGCAUAUCCAAUCUUUUCAAAAACAAAAAGGAAAAAAAAAAUCACCAUGAUACUGACUCCAAACACCCCUAAAAACUAUCAAGGGCAAAAAUUCUCUCUCUGUCCCUUUUCUCACCCCCUCUCAUUUAAAAGAGCACAAAUGUCUGUCAUUCAUUCCGCUACAUAAACUGAAAAAAAAAUAAAUAAAUAAAUAAAAGAUUGAGGAAAUAAUUGUUUCUAAAUGGAGGGGAGGGAAAAGUGAUUUCUCCCAUGAUCCUGGUCUGAUAUUGUAGUACGUGAUUAUUAAAACACAAGUGCGCACACACACCUCACCACCACAACCACCACCACCAUCACCACCAUGAAGCAAACAUGUCCUCGUCCACAGGUCAGGCGUGAGUGAAGGUUAUUACACGACAAGAUCUAACUCUUGAAUAGCUUUUUGUUUCUUUUUUCAGUUUGACUUUUUUGUGAAAGAGAAGCAGUGAACUGUCAUUUACAUGUCAAAAACGAGGAUCAAAAGCUUUGUUUUAUCACAGUCUUUACACAUUCAAGAGAAUGUUUUUGUUUUUUAAGUCAAGAACUAAAACAAAGUCCAGAUCACGUCUCUUUUUUAUUAUUAACCCAGCUUUAUCCCAACCACGUGAGAACAAAAGUGAGAGAAUUAGAGAUUCAACAACAGGGAGUCCUCACCGCCACCUCAAGGCCCUUCUGUAUAUUAAGUCCCAUCUUACUUUAAUUGUUUCUUUAUUUUUAUUCCUCCAGUGUAGUCCACAAAUCUUUGUUUGCACAAAAAUUAAAACUUUGCAUAUAUAGGAUAAUGUCUAAAUAAAAUUUAAAAAAGUUAACUAACCAAGCACAUGCUGUUUAUGAUAAUGAAUGCUCGUUUUUAAAACGAAAAACAAAAAAAAAAAAAUCAAAAAGCAUUUUAACCAUCCUUACACUUUUUGUCUGGCGGCAGUGUAGAAGAAAUAAAUGAAGAUUAACCCAUCAGAACAUCGUAAUUCAACCCACCUCCCCUGUUUUUCCCCUUUUUUUCUUUUCUUUUAAAUUUGUAAUUGGCCUGGUUUUUCCAGUUUUGGCCCGGUUGCGACCGGGACGUUUUCUCUCCUAGCAGAGGUGCCCAUUCCGUGCUUGGAAAUGCAGUUAUUACUCUGUGAAUGACAUGUUGUAUAAAUCAAUGUUUGAAAAUAAUGAUAUUGAAAACUUUUUAAGUUAAAAACGUUGAAAAAAAAACAAAAAAACAAAGAUUUUGGUUGUCUGCCAUGGGUGGGAUAUCUCUUAGAAUCGCAUGCUGUAGAAUUGCUUAAAAAGGUGCAUAUGGAAUUAAGUCCUUUUGAUGUUUUUUCUUUCAAGAAAAUAACCUGUUGAAUAUAUCAAUACAAUGGUAUUUAUAUUUUUUUCUUCUUUUGUCUUUUCUUUGUUUUAUUUUUCCUUGUUUUCGGCGACUCUGUGCAUACCUGAUUCAACUCAAAUGUCAAAGCUAUGCACCUGAGAAGCGAAAACCCUGCAACACAAACGGUUACUUGGUCCACACUUGGGAGGGAUUCAACAAAAAUCGAGAAGACACGCAAAUAUUAAAAAAAAAAAUUGUACACAUAUACAUUGAUUCACCCGUAUAUACACAACAAUCUCAAGCGGAACAAAUAAAAUUGUCAUUCCUACUGUAGCAAACACAAAUUCCACAAGAAGAAACAUUUUAUAACAUUUAACAUUUUUUGUCCUUUAUUAAAAAAUAUCUAAAAUCUUGCAGCAUCUGAAUGGCAGAACUUUCUGUUGUUCCCUUCUCCUUGUAAACAAGAGAUGCUCUUUCUUUAGCAGUAGUGACAUUUUUUCCAUUCUUGUUUUAUUUUUCUCUGCGACAUUCUGUACAAAAAAUGUGCUGUAAUUGUGCGUUAGGCCUGGAGUUGGCAAAAAAUAAAAUGAAAUAAAAAUAAUAAAAAUUUAUUAAAAUUCCCUUAUCUUUUUCUCUUUCUCCGUCAAAUAACUGUAGAGCUCUGCACCCCCCCACUGUUCCCUUUUCACCUUUUGUAUUUAAUUUUAAAGUCAGUCAGUGUACAACCGAAAGCUGGAUGCAAGAUAGAAACUAUAUUAAAAUGUACUGUUAUUUAAGAUGUAAUAAAAAGCAGUUUGAGAUGA
Messenger RNA from Cynoglossus semilaevis (tongue sole), 3661 nucleotides. It is a transcript of the gene gnb1a, whose product is annotated as guanine nucleotide binding protein (G protein), beta polypeptide 1a. Gene Ontology annotation, biological process: signal transduction. Bases 450 to 1472 code for a protein of 340 amino acids. The transcript is spliced from 11 exons. The record is from RefSeq and is a predicted model, not a curated record. Lineage: Eukaryota; Metazoa; Chordata; Actinopteri; Pleuronectiformes; Cynoglossidae. Gene Ontology annotation, molecular function: protein binding.